Messenger RNA from Beta vulgaris subsp. vulgaris (sugar beet), 1914 nucleotides. RefSeq names its product cytochrome P450 736A117. Gene Ontology annotation, molecular function: oxidoreductase activity, acting on paired donors, with incorporation or reduction of molecular oxygen; heme binding; iron ion binding. The coding region runs from base 79 to 1665 and encodes 528 amino acids. NCBI's taxonomy places the organism in Eukaryota, Viridiplantae, Streptophyta, Magnoliopsida, Caryophyllales, Amaranthaceae. The record is from RefSeq and is a predicted model, not a curated record. The transcript is spliced from 3 exons.
UAUAUACGUAGGUGCUACAAAAUUGAGACAUCACUUCAUAGGUUAUAUAACUAACAAUACAAAUUGAACUAAAAAAAAAUGUCAUCCUAUGCACUGAUAAUCAACUUGCCACAAAUAUUAUUGCCAUUAUAUCCUCUUUCCUUCCUUCUAUUAUUCAUACUCUUCUCAAUCUUCCUAUACAAAUGGCUUUCAUCACCUAAGUGCAACACAACACUGCACACACCACCACCCGGUCCACCAAAGCUCCCAAUCAUUGGCAACCUCCAUCAACUCGGCAAACUUCCGCAUCGGUCUCUACAAUCUCUUUCCUAUAAGUACGGUAACCUCAUGUUACUCUACUUUGGUAACCGCCCGACCCUCGUCGUCGCCUCCGCAAGUGCAGCUGAAGAGAUCAUCAAGUCGCGCGAAAUAUUUUUCCUCAAUCGGCCUAAACUACGACGGUUCAUUGACAGAAUCUUUUAUGAUGCCAAUGACGUAGGGUUUAGCAAGUAUAAUGAAAAAUGGAGGUAUAUGAAAAGUAUAUGUGUUACGCAACUUCUUUCAAACAAAAGAGUUCAAUCUUUUCAAUCAAUACGAGAGGAAGAGGUCAGUCGAAUGAUUGAAGAGAUCAAGAGUUAUGGUGGUUCGGUAUUAAACUUGAGUGAGAUUGUCAUGAAACUCGCGAAAGGGCUGAUAUGUAGGACGGCCUUAGGAAGAAAGUUCGACGAUGGCCGCGAUGGAAGUGGUAAGGAUAUCUAUAAGCUUUUCAAGGAGCUUACGGAAGUUAUGGGGGAAAUAAGUGUAGGAGAUUAUAUUCCAUUUUUAGGUUGGAUUGAUAGAUUGACUGGUUUGGAAGGUCGUGUAGAAUAUGUGAGGAAACAGUUUGAUGAGUUCAUUGAAGAAGUAGUUCAAGAGCAUGAGCUUCGAGUUUUACGGCAUGGAAAUAUUGGAUAUAAGAAGGAUGAUGAUGGACAGAAUGUUAAUAAUUUUAUCGAGGUUUUGCUUGAAAUUCAGAGAGAAAACCCUGCGCAAAUUUCAAGAGAGAGCAUCAAAGCUGUCAUACUGGACAUAUUUGGCGCGGGAACAGAUACAACAUCCACAAUGCUAGGAUGGGCUAUGACGGAGUUGAUAAGGCAUCCUAAGAUUAUGAAAAAAUUGCAAGGAGAGGUAAGGGACAUUCUCAAAACUAAUACAAGAGUAACUGAAGAUGAUUUAGAGAACAUGAAGUAUCUAAAGGCAGUAAUCAAGGAGAUACUUAGACUACAUCCUCCAGUUCCUUUAUCCGUAUUUCGAGAAUCAUCCCAAAAUGUCAAAAUAGAUAAAUAUGACAUUGUUGCAAAUACUCAAGUUAUGAUCAAUACAUGGGCAAUGCAAAGAGAUCCAACAUAUUGGCAAGAUCCAGAGAUUUUUCAUCCAGAACGAUUUUUGAACAACCCAUUAUGUGCAGAUUUUAAGGGCCAACAUUUUCAAUUUGUUCCAUUUGGAGGUGGGAGAAGAGGUUGCCCGGGAUUAUCAUUAGCUACUACCACGGUUGAAUUUGUGUUGGCAAGCUUUGUUUAUGAAUUUAACUGGAGUUUACCUAAUGGAAAAGAAGGGUAUACUUUAGACAUUGCGGAAAGUUGGGGUAUAUCUGUUCGGCGACAAAACCCUCUUAUGGUCGUCGCAAAUCCUUAUUCUGGCAAUUAAUACAAGAUCAAGUUCGACUAAGAGGAUAUGCAAAGCGACCAACCCUAAGAUCUCUUACUUUAUGAAACCAAAAUCAUAAAAGCAAGAUCAUGGUUUUUGUGAGGAAAACAUGAUUGAAUUACAUUAAUUCUACCUAUUUGGCAAAUAUGAAUAAAAGAAAUUAAUAAUAAUGAAUUUUCAAGCAAUUUUUGGUAAAGUCUCAUGUCAAUAUACCUAGUAAUGCGUGCUUACAUCCAAACACCUGUUUUA